AAAAGAAGUCUUCAACGGCCCUAUUUACCUUUUUUUUAUCCAAACGGCUCUAUUUAUCCCGUGUGUUUCUGGGAUACAUAUAAGAACCCCAUCUUUUUAGCCCUGGCAAUGAAGCAUCUCUAUCGCUGCACGCCCACAGAAAAAUCUCCAGCAUGAAAUUCAAAUACUUGGAAUUGAAAUUUGAACCUAUUUUCUUGGAUUGGAAAAACAGACCCUGCUCCAACAAGAAAAUACUGACAUCAAGAAAUUCAAUAGAGCAUCUCUCUCUGCACGCCACAUAAUACUCUCCAGACCUGCUACAAAAAGAAAAUAAAAGCGACAAAAUGAAUGAUUUGAUGACCAAAUCGUUCACUAGCUAUGUGGACCUCAAGAAAGAGGCCCUCAAAGACCUGGAAGCCGGUCCUGAUCUUGAAAUGGAAGCUCAACUCAGCAGCACGGAUCAAAACCUAAUUCCCUUCUUCAAAGAAGUUGGAGCCAUCAAGGAUGAGAUGGAGGUCAUCGAGCUUCUCCUGGAGAAGUUGAAGGAAUUCAACGAAGAAACAAAGAAAAUCCACAAACCAGAAGCCCUCAAAUCUCUCAGAAAUAGGAUCAACAGCGAUGUCGUCAAUGUUCUAAAGAAGGCAAAAACCAUUAAAACCAUGCUUGAGGAGCUGGAUAGGCAGAACUUAGCAAACAGGAGACUCUCAGGCUUCAAAGAGGGCACCCCACUUGACAGGACAAGGAGCUCAGUGACAAAUGGCCUAAGAAAGAAACUGAAAGAGUUGAUGAUGGAUUUUCAAGCUCUCAGGCAAAAGAUAAUGGUAGAGUACAAAGAGACAGUAGAGAGAAGGUAUUUUACUGUAACAGGGGACUAUGCGAGCGAAGAGAUGAUAGAGCAGAUCAUAUCGAGUGGACAGAGUGAGAGCUUCUUGCAAAAAGCCAUUGCAGAACAGGGGAGAGGUAAGAUAUUAGAGACCGUAAAUGAGAUACAGGACAGGCAUGAUGCAGCGAAGGAGAUAGAGAGAAGCUUGCUGGAGCUUCAUCAGGUGUUUCUGGACAUGGCUGUGAUGGUGGAGGCUCAGGGUGAGAAGAUGGAUGACAUCGAGCACCAUGUUAUGAGUGCGGCGACCUAUGUCAAGGAUGGCACCAAGAACCUCAAGGCUGCAAAGGAAUACCAGAGGAGCAGUAGGAAGUGGAUGUGUAUUGGGUUGAUUCUGCUCCUUGCUCUCAUCUUCUUUGUUAUAGUUCCUAUCAUCGCCAGCUUGAACUCCUAGAGAGAGAAAGAGGGUGAGGGUGAGAUCUCUUUCUAUUUUAUUUUUCUUUAUUUAUUUAUAUUUGGGUGGGGGGAGAGUUAUGUGGGUAAGACUUGGUUUGUAAUUUGCUAUAGAGUGGGUUUAAGUGGGGAUCAUGGAUUUCAUAGGGGUUGGAGUUCUGCUCAAGCUCCAGCUUUAUGAGAAGAUAUAAGGGUUUCCUUUCUUUCUUCUUAAUUUUUCUUUGGAUAGAAUGUGGAAUACCGUUUGUUGUUGGGAAGGAUGUUCGUGCUUGGAAAGUAUAGUUAGGAGUUAUUUCAACUUCAUGGUGGUGGUUGAAUUUUGUUGCUGAUAUUGAUUUUCAUAUUGGAAUUAUUUGUAAGUUUUAUCCUUGGAGUACAAUUCAUUUUUCUUUGAAUUUGGAGCAAAAUUUAUUUAGUGAAUAUUCGUGCUUGGAAAGUAUAGUUAGGAGUUAUUUCAACUUCAUGGUGGCGGUUGAAUUUUGUUGCUGAUAUUGAUUUUCAUAUUGGAAUUAUUUGUAAGUUUUAUCCUUGGAGUACAAUUCAUUUUUCUUUGAAUUUGGAGCAAAAUUUAUUUAGUGAAUGCUGCCAAGAUAU
Amborella trichopoda is the source of this 1846-nucleotide messenger RNA. The record is from RefSeq and is a predicted model, not a curated record. Lineage: Eukaryota; Viridiplantae; Streptophyta; Magnoliopsida; Amborellales; Amborellaceae.